Myxocyprinus asiaticus (Chinese sucker) is the source of this 2078-nucleotide messenger RNA. RefSeq names its product fibroblast growth factor 16 (gene fgf16). Bases 318 to 929 code for a protein of 203 amino acids. Gene Ontology annotation, molecular function: growth factor activity; fibroblast growth factor receptor binding. The record is from RefSeq and is a predicted model, not a curated record. Gene Ontology annotation, biological process: animal organ morphogenesis; cell differentiation; positive regulation of gene expression. The transcript has 3 exons. Lineage: Eukaryota; Metazoa; Chordata; Actinopteri; Cypriniformes; Catostomidae. Gene Ontology annotation, cellular component: cytoplasm.
GUGUCUUUCGAUCAGAGGAACAAAAACACAGCCAGACAGCCAGUCAGAGGCUGUUUGGGAGUUUUCGCAGCGUGAAUGUUAUUUUAGGCACACAUUUGCGCACGCACGGAUUAGUCGCGCGCUGCUCCAGUGUUUCAUCAGUGAUGAAAGUUUGAGGAAAAACUCACCAUUGCCAUGCUGAAGGUGCAGGGAUGUCAUCCAGGCGUGGCUCGGGGAGGAUAUGGAUGUCUAUAUAAAUGACUCGGUUCACAUUGAAUCACAGAUGAAAUGAGCGGCUCUCUCCUGUCCGGUCUCUAAGCGCACAAGUUUUCCUCGUCAUGGCAGAGGUGACUGGAUUUCUCGGGAGCAUUGAUCUGGAUUUGCAGGCGUUUCCAGCGUUGGGGAAUGUGCCUCUGUCGGACGGUCUGAAUGAGAGAUUGGGUCUGAUUGAGGGCAGACUGCAGCGCGGAUCGCUCACGGAUUUUGGCCACCUGAAGGGCAUCCUGCGCAGGAGACAGCUCUACUGCCGCACCGGCUUCCACCUGGAGAUAUUUCCUAACGGGACGGUACACGGAACCAGACAGGACCACAGCAGAUUCGGUAUUCUGGAGUUUAUCAGUCUGGCCGUCGGCCUGGUGAGCAUACGAGGCGUGGAUGCGGGCCUCUAUCUGGGGAUGAACGAGAAAGGUGAACUCUAUGGGUCGAAGAAGUUGACAGCAGAAUGCGUGUUCCGUGAGCAAUUUGAAGAGAACUGGUACAACACGUAUGCGUCUACGCUCUACAAGCACGCAGACACUGGGAGAUACUAUUAUGUGGCCCUAAACAAGGACGGCUCCCCUCGAGAAGGCAAUAGGACUAAAAAGCAUCAGAAGUUGACUCACUUUCUACCCAGGCCAGUUGAGAUCGAGAAGAUACCCCAGGCCUACAGAGACUUAUUCCAGCAUAGGUGACCAGAACAUCACCCAGAGCUGCUGGGUUGGAGAGGCUUGGAUGGGAAAGAUGGACACUGAGGAACAUUAAGAAACACAAGACCUUCCUCCUCAUAACUGUUUAUAUUUGGGUUCUGGUCCAAAAUCAGGAGCCUCUCCAACGGUGACUGAGAUAAACAGUAUGUGUGUGUCCUGGAUGGCUCUGUUUCCUCUCCUUUAAGGGUUUUAAACCACAGAAGAGGGAACAUUCCUGCAUCCAAAGCUGGUAACAAAAGAUGUCUUGAGAAAGAGGUGUUGACUUCAGGGCCACAUGACACAUGUCAUGCAAACACCCUUUCUUCAGACAUUCAUUUGUGGGAACAACACUUUUCUGUAAAGUGGACCACAAUUUGGGCAUGUUCUCACUGGAAACAACUAGAGAUGAAACUAAAAAAGUACCUAAAUGUCUUCAUGCCUUUGACCAACAACUGCCUUAAAGGUGAACGUGGUGUUGAACUCAUGCUGAAAGGUCAUGAAAGGUGGACGCAGCACUUACCAAGAAGUUGGACAUGGGACGCAUACCCCAACCUUCCUGUAGGACAUAUGCAAAGCAAAAGCUCUUCAGAUAAACAUACCAUUAAGGACACUGCAAGACAAUGAAGAAAAAAUGACCAAAAAAAAAAAAACAAAAAAACAUAUAUUUUGAAUGAAAAAGCAGCACUUACCUUAGGCUUACCUUGUUCCCCACUUAUGUUACAAAAUCAGAUUCACUAUGAUGUUUUGGCAUCUACUACUUUUGAAGAUUCAAACUGUUAAUUAUGGAAAACAUUUCCAAUUGCUAGAAAAAGUGAAUACAACUUAGGAUAUAAUUUGCAGUAAAAACAUAUGGGGCUUGCAGAAGGGUUUGGUAGAGGCUUCGGUCAAUUGACUAAGAGUGACUUAUAAUGUUCAGGCUGUCAGGAACAUUAUUAAAAACGUAGGUGAAAGUCAUGUAAAUAUGGAUGAACCUAUUUAUGAGAUGUACAAUAUAUUUAUUUUCUACAUAUAAAGUAUAAUUAUAAAUCUCUAUAUAAAUAUAUUUAUUUAUUUCAAAGACUUUAUUUUGUAAUGAACUUGAAGUUAUCGAACUGUAGAUUCUACUGAAAUUAUACGGAAAGGCUAAACCAUUUGACCUGAAUGAUAGACAAUAAA